GCGAGGCACUCAGCCGGCAGUGUUCCUGCGCACGUCCUGCAUACCCAUCCUUCAGGCGCGACGUUAUCAUAAAGUGCGACUGCGACGCGGGGUGAACAGCCAUCAUAUUGCGCAAACAACAGAAUCGCACCAUCGACAACUUGCGAGACCACGUCCGGGCGAUUGACCUCGAAUCCUGCGAUCAGCACUCCCUGUUCGACCCACCGAUCGAGCGAACCCGCCUUGACCUCCCUGCAUAACAGGUUCGCGAGCCAGCCAUGUACUCGGGCGGCUAUGGCUUUGGCAAUGCCGGCGCAGGCAACUUCAACAACGCCGCACCGCAGCAGCAGCAACAGCAGGCACCACAGCAGGGCCAACAGCAGGGCCAGCCGCAGCAGCAGCAACCACAGCAACAACAGCAGAUGAUGUACAACCAGCAGCAGCAGUUCGCCGGGAUGAACUCCCAGGGCGCGUUCCCUGGUGGCAAUCCCCAGAUGAUGCCGGGCGGCAUGAUGCAGAACCCCGGGAUGCAGCAGAUGGCCGCCAAUGGACAGAUGGCAGGCUACCAGCAGCAGUUUGGCGGAUCACCAUACAACCAGGUCCAGAUGAACCCCCAAAACUUUGCGGCCAACAACUUCAUGAUGGGCGCAGGCGGCAUGCAGGGCUUCCCGAUGCAGCAGCCUGGCAUGCAGCAGACACCGCAGAUGAUGCAGCAGCAAAGACUGGCGCAGCAACAGCCGAACCAUCCAGGCGUCAGUCAAGUGUCCACGCCGCAAAGACCGUCCAGCUCUACCCAGGGCACCCCGACGAACGCGAUGCCGACGUCGCAUGGCCAGUUCCAGCCGCCGCCGCCGCCCGCACAGAGCCAGACGCCGACCAACUUCCAGCAGCAACCGGCCGACCAAGCCUCGACGCCCCGGACGCCGACAUUUGCCCAGAAUCAAAGGGCAGCCCAGGCCAUGGCGGCACCCAGUUCGACUCCCAUGAGCCCGGGGACCGAAGCGCGGGACAAGGAGAGGUUCGCGUUGCUACUCGACAUCAACCACGAGCUACUGUAUGAGUCAAUACAAAUACAGACCUCGCAGCAAGAGAUUAAAAAAGAGCUGGCAGCAGCGGGGAAACUGACCCCUGAGCGCAAGCAGACAGAGGAGGAACUGGGGCUGCAAAACGACUAUAUUCAGUGCAUGAGACGACUCCAGGCGAAUCUGUCUUAUAUGGCGGCCAUGGCAGAUCGCAAGCCAGACACCAAAUUACCGCCACAUCCAGUCUACCUGACAGCCCCGAAACUGACACUCUCCAUCAAGCUCAGGGCGCAGCCGAUUGUGCCCGAGGGGAGCGACUUGAAGCUGGACCCCGUGACCGACCGGGAAGAGCGAGAUCUGGCGAUGAAGGAGCUGUACGCCCGCCUCGCCGCCUGCUACCCGGGCGUCGAUCCCAACAAGGAGCCCAGCCAACGACCGGCGGGGAUGAUGCAGAAGCCGGGCAACCCAGGCUUCCACCAGGCCAGCCCGACGACGCAGAAGACACCUCAGAUGACCAGCAUGGCGGCGCCGCCCAAUCCGAGCAGCAUGGGGUCGUGAGACUGGUCUGGCUUGUUUGUAUUAUAGGGAGGGCGCGGCGGCGUUGGAGACUGGAGGCAGCUUGCUUGCUUGUUGGAUACCCCGCGGCGACAUUGAACACAUGGCUGCUGUGGUUUGGACAUUUAUGGGUGAACGGCGUCUAGCAUGGCGAUUUUUACCAAAAUAUAGACAUUUUGCGGUGCCUCAAGGUGCAACCCUUUCUACGUAGUACAGCCCUGUGUAGCCCUGAAGCCUUGUAGUGCUACAGGCUAUAACAAUUGCUCGAUAUUGGCACUAUCACUGCUC
This is a messenger RNA of Emericellopsis atlantica, 1844 nucleotides long. RefSeq lists its product as uncharacterized. NCBI's taxonomy places the organism in Eukaryota, Fungi, Ascomycota, Sordariomycetes, Hypocreales, Bionectriaceae. The transcript is spliced from 3 exons. The record is from RefSeq and is a predicted model, not a curated record. Bases 258 to 1559 code for a protein of 433 amino acids.